Drosophila guanche is the source of this 2789-nucleotide messenger RNA. It is a transcript of the gene Sema2a, whose product is annotated as semaphorin-2A. NCBI's taxonomy places the organism in Eukaryota, Metazoa, Arthropoda, Insecta, Diptera, Drosophilidae. The record is from RefSeq and is a predicted model, not a curated record. Gene Ontology annotation, biological process: semaphorin-plexin signaling pathway; neural crest cell migration; positive regulation of cell migration. Gene Ontology annotation, molecular function: semaphorin receptor binding; chemorepellent activity. The transcript is spliced from 15 exons. Bases 395 to 2563 code for a protein of 722 amino acids.
CAAACGAAGCAACAGACCACUGUUAAAGUACUGGUUUAACGCGUCGUCUUCUUUUGUUUUAUAUCCGCUGUCUUUUUGUUACAUUGAAAACGAAUUCUCGUGCACGAGCCCAGAGCCCCCGGGAAGCAUGGCAACCAGAAAUUCGUUUUAAAAUCAAUUUGCGAUCCCCCGCCAUUGCCGCCCGCAACGGCAGUGAAAUCAAUUUCAUCGAAAAUUGCCGCAAAAGUGUGUAAAAAUAAUACAACCUAAGUGCGUUAACAGUUAUUCGCAUAAAAACGAGAGUCGCUUUUUUCGGCUGCUCUCACCUGCACUAACGGUAAAAUCAACAAGCAGUGAGCCCUGCGCUAUCCCGCUCACACACCACCCAAUAAUCCCCAAUUGAGGCAGCCGAGCCAUGCUGCCACUCCUACUGCUGACCCCACUCCUGGCGGCGCUGCUGACCAGCAGUGUAAGCGAGACGGCCGCCGACUAUGAGAACACCUGGAAUUUCUACUACGAGCGUCCCUGCUGCGCCGCCAAUGAUCAGCCGAACGGCCAUGGGAAGCACAAUAGAGAUCAUGUGCGGGAGUUCACAUGCGGCAGACUGUAUUAUCGCACCUUUCAUAUGAACGAGGAGCGGGACUCGCUAUAUGUGGGCGCCAUGGAUCGCGUAUUCCGUUUGAACUUGCAGAACAUCUCCUCAUCCUAUUGUGAUCGCGAUGUGAUCAACCUGGAGCCCACGCGUGAUGAUGUUGUCAGUUGUGUAUCCAAGGGAAAGAGUCAGGUUUUCGAUUGCAAAAAUCACGUACGCGUCAUACAGUCAAUGGAGCAGGGCGAUAGGCUCUAUGUGUGCGGCACCAAUGCCCACAAUCCCAAGGAUUACGUUAUCUAUUCCAAUCUAACACAUUUGCCCCGCUCCGAGUAUGUGAUUGGUGUGGGUUUGGGCAUUGCCAAGUGUCCCUACGAUCCGUUGGACAACUCCACUGCCAUUUAUGUAGAAGAUGGCAAUCCCGGUGGUCUACCGGGUUUGUACUCGGGCACCAAUGCGGAGUUCACCAAAGCGGAUACGGUUAUCUUUCGCACAGAUCUAUACAAUACAUCGGCCAAACGUUUGGAGUACAAGUUUAAGCGGACUUUGAAAUACGAUUCCAAAUGGUUGGACAAACCCAAUUUUGUUGGAUCCUUUGAUAUUGGGGACUAUGUGUAUUUCUUUUUCCGCGAAACGGCCGUGGAGUACAUCAACUGUGGCAAGGCCGUGUACUCGCGCAUCGCUCGUGUCUGCAAGAAGGAUGUCGGUGGCAAGAAUCUGCUGGCCCACAACUGGGCUACGUAUUUGAAGGCGCGCCUGAACUGCAGCAUCUCCGGGGAGUUCCCGUUCUACUUCAAUGAGAUCCAGUCGGUGUACCAGCUGCCAUCGGACAAGACCCGCUUCUAUGCCACAUUCACGACCAGCACCAAUGGCCUGAUUGGAUCGGCCGUCUGCAGUUUUCACAUUAACGAGAUUCAAGCUGCCUUCAAUGGUAAAUUCAAGGAGCAAUCCUCAUCGAAUUCCGCAUGGCUGCCGGUACUCAAUUCGCGUGUACCCGAGCCCAGGCCCGGUACAUGCGUCAACGAUACAUCAAAUCUGCCAGAUACAGUACUGAAUUUCAUCAGAUCCCAUCCGCUCAUGGACAAAGCCGUAAAUCAUGAGCACAACAAUCCUGUCUAUUAUAAAAGGGAUUUGGUCUUCACCAAGCUCGUCGUCGACAAAAUCAAAAUCGAUAUACUCAAUCAGGAAUACAUUGUGUACUACGUGGGCACCAAUCUGGGUCGCAUAUACAAAAUCGUGCAGUAUUACCGGAACGGUGAGUCGCUCUCGAAGCUGCUGGACAUUUUUGAGGUUGCACCCAAUGAGGCCAUUCAGGUGAUGGAAAUCAGUCAGACACGUAAGAGCCUCUACAUCGGCACCGAUCACCGUAUCAAGCAAAUCGAUUUGGCCAUGUGCAAUCGCCGUUACGACAAUUGCUUCCGGUGUGUCCGUGAUCCGUACUGCGGCUGGGACAAGGAGGCCAAUACGUGCCGCCCCUACGAGCUGGAUCUGUUGCAGGAUGUGGCCAAUGAGACGAGCGACAUUUGCGAUUCGAGUGUCCUAAAGAAGAAGAUUGUGGUGACCUACGGCCAGAGCGUGCACCUGGGAUGCUUUGUCAAAAUUCCCGAGGUACUGAAGAACGAACAGGUGACCUGGUACCAUCACUCCAAGGAUAAGGGCCGCUAUGAGAUCCAUUAUUCACCCACAAAGUACAUUGAGACGACGGAACGGGGACUGGUUGUGGUGUCCGUGAAUGAGGCCGAUGGCGGACGCUACGACUGCCAUUUGGGUGGCUCUCUGCUCUGCAGUUACAACAUCACAGUGGAUGCCCACAGAUGCACUCCGCCGAACAAGAGCAAUGACUAUCAGAAAAUCUACUCGGACUGGUGCCACGAGUUCGAAAAGUACAAGACGGCCAUGAAGUCCUGGGAAAAGAAGCAAGCGCAAUGCUCGACGCGACAGAACUUUAGCAGCAAUCAGCAUCCGAAUGAGAUCUUCCGCAAGCCCAAUGUCUGAUAUCAUGAGGAGAGUUUCAUUCUCAAUAUGCCGCCAUCGAGCACAUCGUCCAAACAGUUUUAGUAAAUCGAAUGCCGCCGCAGCCGCAGCCGCAGAGAGAUUAUAUUAUGCCACGCACACGCACACGCACACACACUUGCAACUUGCAACACAAGGACUUCUCGUCGUAUCAUCAUCAGCAUCAUCAUCAUAGACAUAUUCACUUCAGAAAUGAACACAAACAUGA